UGUUAGCAGACUGUAAGCUCUGCACAUGUGCGUCUUUCCCCCUCGCUAGCUCUCAGACUCAGUUCAGGAUUCUUAAAACGCAUCAAUCUCGCAUUUGAGCGUCAUUCUGCAGCAAAAACGCACACAUCAAAACUUCAUAUUCACGCACACAGCUAGCCGAAACGACUUGCAACCGCGUUAAUCUUUCCGGCACCCUCAAUCAGCUAUCAGCUUGGGGUCAGCUUGUGGCUUCCCAGCUCAGCGCAGAAGAUGGCACUUUCUGCCUCCCUCUUCGAUGACCCCUGGCUCGGCUCAGCGGACCCGUUCAACAUUCUGGACAACUUCAGCACGCUUGUAGAUUCAUCUCUGACUCCAGCUCAGGGCAGGGGCAGGGAGGGUGCCAGAAGGCCCUCUGCCUUCACCAGAGCACCGGUGGAUGUGCACGAAAACGAGACUGCAUACGUUUUUGAGGCGGACCUCCCUGGGCUGACAAAGGGUGACGUCAAGGUGCAAUUGGAGGACGACGGCAAGACCUUGAACAUCAGCGGAGAGCGGCAGCACGAUCAGAAGAAGAACUAUCACAGGCAGGAGAGAGGACGAGGCAAAUUCCAGAGACGCUUCCGGCUGCCCGAAAAUGCCAAGGGAGAGAAGAUCAGCGCAGCAGUCAAAGACGGCGUGCUCACUGUGACCGUGCCAAAGGAAAAGCCACCGCAGCCGAAGGUGAUUGACGUCCAGAUUGACUAAGCUGAUACGCAGAAUGGUGACACGAUCAGGAAAUCAGAGGCCGCUUUCGUUCGUUCGUUGUAGGACGAAGUGCUGAUACAUUUCAGAACAGGAAAGAAUAAUAGCUGGACUUCAAGUCGUUGGCUGGGUGCCUCUGAACGGAUGUUUACGCAAGUUGGCACAGGACGAUAAACUUUUGAGCUUGUCGAAACCCGGGCAACACUGUCGUAUCACAGCCGCCAAGCCGCCUUGAAUCUCGUAGAUUGAUGGCAGUCUCUCCUUGUAAAGACCACUAUAGACCAGCUAUUCAUAAAGGUCAAGACAGACAGGAACUUCGUGAAGUAGAUCAACAUAUCCAAGCUUCAUUGCGGAGAUUAACGGUACAUCAUUCAAUUAAGAUUGCAUGGCAGACGUCACUUUUAUCCUCUUAGCUUCAAGUACAAGCAAGUAUUUACAUGUUGUUCUUGCGCCAGCGCC
Messenger RNA from Klebsormidium nitens, 1179 nucleotides. NCBI's taxonomy places the organism in Eukaryota, Viridiplantae, Streptophyta, Klebsormidiophyceae, Klebsormidiales, Klebsormidiaceae. The record is from the annotation of a GenBank genome assembly.